Messenger RNA from Westerdykella ornata, 1052 nucleotides. RefSeq lists its product as uncharacterized. Lineage: Eukaryota; Fungi; Ascomycota; Dothideomycetes; Pleosporales; Sporormiaceae. The transcript has 2 exons. Bases 240 to 611 code for a protein of 123 amino acids. The record is from RefSeq and is a predicted model, not a curated record.
CCACCCAUCUCAAUGCGCCUCCUCUCAUCGGCGCCUUCAACAGCGCACACAACAGAGACAUACACAAAAGUCUGACAACGCCCUCUUUACUACCUUAUUUCCUUGACUUCUAUUCACCCCGUAGCAACUUCUCCUUCUGGGCUGGCCUGAAUACAAACUCCCAAGCAUCUCCGAGAAUAUCCACGUACAACCCGCGCCAGCAACAUCCCCCAACUCCAUCCGUCCGACUCCUUUCGAAAAUGAGCUACUUCUUCUACUCCCUUUCCCUAACCCUCCUCAUCCUCGCCACAGUCGCCUACUUCACCCGCCACCGCUGGCUGCACCUCAUCCCCAUCCCCGAACCCCUCUACACGCGCCUCCCCACCUCCUUCCGCGACGACGUCGAAGCCGGGCUCUCCUCGUCGACCUUCGACUUGACCGCCAACGUGGAAGCGGGGGACUCGAGACAGGGUCUCGACGAUGCGGGGAAGAAGGAGGUCCAGGCUAUUAUGAAGAGGAGGGGCGUCAAUUUUGACGAGGCGAGAAGGAUCUUCAUGCAGGAGCGGUUCAAGAGGAAUGGGAUUGGGCCGGAUGGUCGGCCUAGGGAUCCCAAGUUUGUCAGUUUCUCGUGAUGAAGGGUAGCUUGGUGGCCAGCUGGAAGGAAGGAGAGGAGGUGGAGUGCGUGGUUUCGGAUUUGGAUCAUCUCCUUUGUUUAGAGAAGGGUGUUGUUAAUGUGUGUUCCUCGGGGUCGGAGUUAUGGGCAUCUUGGGAGUUUGACGGGUAGCUGCUGGCUGUGUCUUCGGUCGUCUGCCUUGUUUCCUAUGUGCUUUUCUUUUCCUUCCUGUCAUCGUGGGUUCCUUUGCUUAUCGCCUUCUCGUGUACGCCUAGAUACCAUCCAACAUAUGCUCUUCCUCCCGUCAUCCAUUUUUCCCUACUCCCUUCCCAACCGUCAAACCUACUGAAGGUGGGUACAAGCGCGUCUCGAAGAUCGUGACAAGGUCAUCAGCCCAAAUCGUAACGGUUUGUACCGAUACAAGCAAUGCUUAUGUAACAAUCGCAUAAAUCAUACGAAC